AUCAAAAACUGGUCCUAACCUCCUAAAUGUACAGUACAAUCUAUACUACUAGUACUGAACACCGAGGAGGAAGACUCCCUCAACCGACGGUAUAACGGGAGGAGCGAAGGUAUCAAGGUAGAGUUUCGGAGAUGGGAUCGAGCGAAAUCGAAGAUCCAGAGGAGUCUCGGAGCAUUCUUCACUGAAAAUUGAGCUCGAAAUUGUUCGGAAAAGCGGUGAUUGUGGGAAAAAAAGAGAGGAGCUUUUUGGAUUACUGAUUCGACAGAAAAGCGAUGGAGUCUCGGAUGGAUCAGUACGAGAUCAUGGAGCAGAUUGGGCGCGGCGCUUUCGGCGCUGCCAUUCUCGUCAAUCACAAGCUCGAGAAGCAGAAGUACGUACUGAAGAAGAUUCGUCUGGCUAGGCAGACGGAGCGAUGCAGGAGAUCUGCUCACCAAGAGAUGGCUCUGAUUGCACGGAUUCAACACCCCUACAUUGUUGAAUUUAAGGAAGCAUGGGUGGAGAAAGGUUGCUAUGUUUGCAUCGUUACUGGGUACUGCGAAGGCGGAGACAUAGCUGAAUUGAUGAAAAAAUCAAAUGGGCAGUAUUUUCCCGAGGAGAAACUCUGCAAGUGGUUCACUCAGCUACUAUUGGCAGUCGAAUAUCUGCAUGGAAAAUUCGUUUUACAUCGAGACCUAAAAUGUUCCAAUAUCUUUCUUACCAAAGAUCAAGAUGUUCGCCUUGGGGAUUUUGGACUUGCUAAGACUUUGAAGGCAGAUGACUUGGCUUCUUCGGUAGUUGGAACUCCCAAUUACAUGUGUCCCGAACUUCUUGCAGAUAUACCUUACGGUUUCAAAUCGGAUAUUUGGUCCCUAGGUUGCUGUAUGUAUGAGAUGGCUGCUCAUCGACCCGCAUUUAAAGCUUUUGACAUGGCAGGGUUGAUAAGUAAGAUAAACCGAUCGUCCAUUGGUCCUAUACCUUCCUGUUAUUCCCCCUCCCUAAAAACACUUAUCAAGGGCAUGCUAAGAAAAAACCCUGAACAUCGGCCAAGUGCAUCAGCUAUCCUGAAGCACCCGUAUUUGCAGCCUUAUGUUGAGCAAUACCGCUCAUCAUUUAACCCUCCUGCUUCCUAUUCACCAGAGAAGCCUCUUUUUCGCGCUCGUGAUACUAGGAAGAAUCCGGCUGAAAGCGAGAGCAGUAACAGUUCUUGUAGUGACAAAGGUAGCUUCAUUUCAAGCGAGAAAAAAAUCAAGGUCAUGGCAUUAAAUUGUGACAACAAAGGUACUGAUACAGAUUUGGCUUCUAUGGACGAUGAGGUUGGAUGUGAGCAGUUGUUACUUGAUAAUGUACAAAAUUGCUCCUUGAAAAUGGAUGAAGAAGAAGUAAUGAAACAUUUGCAUGCCAAACAGAUAUCUAAUCCUGUAUUUAAGCAUCCGAAACCUGCAAAACAUACUGUGGUGGUUUCAAAAGCAGGGAGUGCUAGAGAAAAUAGCUCCCCAAUAAGAGGGAUCCGCACAGAAACUGGGGGAGCUGGGACCCCAAGAAUAAAUUUAGAAGCGUUGCCUAAAGUCCCCAAACCUAGUCCAGUUACUCCUGGUUUCAAGGCCAAUAUAGAGACAUCACCUUUUGCACCAGCAAUCGGGAGCUUUGAGUCUGUGAAACGGAGUAAGGGAAUGCAUUCUCUGAAGCAUCAGUUACCUGUUGUUGAUUUCUCUCCAAAGACUAGACAGAAACAUGAUGGAAUCCCUCCAUGUGGUCCCAUGAAACAUGUUGCUGAAGAUGGAUUUCCUGCAAAGCCAAGAAUAAAAACACCUCCUAAUCUGGCUAGAAGAUCGUCAUUUUCUGGACGGAUGAACCCAGUGGAGGGUGAUGCUUCCAAUGCAGAGGCCAAUACUCAAAAUCCCGAGAGGACUUUGUGCAUGGUGCCCACUCGUCGCCUUGCGCAGUUUCCAAAAGAGACUAUACGAGAGUCACAUAAGGCUCUAGUGGGAGCUUGCAAAGGGAUGCAAGCAGAUAGCAGCAAUUCUGCCUCGUCUUCAUUGUCAGUUCAAGCAUUUGAGCUUUCUGAUGAUGCAACAACUCCUCUUACCGCCUUCACAGAUCAGAUACUAACUGGUCAUGAUUCCAAAACUGAAAGCUUAAGACCAGCUACCUCCAAAGUUGCUUCCCCAAUCAAAUCUGACAUUCCUAAUGCUACAACAGUGGAAAAACAUGGACGUGACAAUAGAUCUGUAGAAACAUCUGUCUGUAAAGAUGAUAACCCUUCAAGCGGGCCUAGUAGGGAGCAUAAUGUAAUGCCCAUGUUAAACCUCACGUGUAAAGUGGAUGGCGAUGAUAAGUUUACUGUGAGGGAACUACUGUCAUCAGCAGUUGAUAUCAACUCUUCUCCUACACUUCCAGUUUUAUCCAACCACACGAAUUUUGUGCCAGACACAGAAGUUGUUUCACAAAAUCCAGCAAUUGAAAAUCCAGCUAGUGCACAUCUUCCUCCUGCUUUCGAUGAUGUCAUCCAUGUCAUAAGGCACAGUAGUUUUCGUGUUGGGACCGAGCAACCAGUUAUCGAAACUGUGGAGAGUGGAAAAGGUGUGGAUGUUGGGAAACUGAUAAAUGUAGUAAGUGACGAAAAGGAGAUGAAAAACCUUGGAAAUCCUUUGGCUCUGAAAUCAUCUAGUUGUUCCGAAAAUAUGAGACUGAUUUCAGUUUCCUCUGAUACUUCUGGAAUUAAGGAAAUUGAUGCCAGAAAUCCCACCUCUUUGAAUACAGAAGUUGAACCUUCUGAGCCAGCAAAAGCUAAUCCGACUGCAACAGUAGAGGAAAUGCCCGCGAAGGAAACUUUGGAUGUCACGUCUUUCAGGCAGCGGGCAGAUGCAUUGGAAGGGCUUUUGGAAUUGUCUGCAGACUUGCUUCAGCAAAAUAGAUUGGAAGAACUUUCAGUUGUUUUGAAGCCUUUUGGAAAAGAUAAGGUCUCCCCAAGAGAGACAGCUAUGUGGCUGGCAAAAAGUCUAAAGGGGAUGAUGCUCGAGGACUUCCAACGGAGUUCGUAAAUCGUAUAUUCUGCUGGUACGAUCUCUCUAAUUUCUCCUUAGUUGAGAUUGUUUCUGUCGUUAAAAUACCGAUUGAAUUGUUGAAUGUGGGGCUUUUGCCUGUUUCCAUAUUUCAUUCUUUACCUGCCGUAUGGUGUACAUAGUGACCAUAUGAAGCCAAUAAAUUUCUGCUUUCUGGGCAAAUGGAUGUGAUGUAACAUAUUGUGACCAAACCAUUGAAUGAGAUUCUCAGCAAGGGACUGUUAAUGUC
This is a messenger RNA of Rhododendron vialii, 3270 nucleotides long. RefSeq names its product serine/threonine-protein kinase Nek5. Gene Ontology annotation, biological process: microtubule-based process; protein phosphorylation. Gene Ontology annotation, molecular function: protein kinase activity; ATP binding. The transcript is spliced from 14 exons. Gene Ontology annotation, cellular component: cortical microtubule. Bases 273 to 3020 code for a protein of 915 amino acids. NCBI's taxonomy places the organism in Eukaryota, Viridiplantae, Streptophyta, Magnoliopsida, Ericales, Ericaceae. The record is from RefSeq and is a predicted model, not a curated record.